Eublepharis macularius is the source of this 3600-nucleotide messenger RNA. RefSeq names its product testis specific 10 (gene TSGA10). The transcript has 20 exons. The record is from RefSeq and is a predicted model, not a curated record. NCBI's taxonomy places the organism in Eukaryota, Metazoa, Chordata, Lepidosauria, Squamata, Eublepharidae. Bases 15 to 2690 code for a protein of 891 amino acids.
GUGUAGUUACCAGCAUGAUCUCUAGAAGGUAUCCUGGGCGCAGGAGGAAAAAAACAGAAUUUCACACCAAGGUAACAACAAAAGAAGAGCUUGUGUUAGCAGAUCCAUUUUCUGAAAGCGACCAAGUUUCAAAAUUUGAUGAAAAGAUUAAGAACAAAGACAAAAUCAUCCAAAAGUUGAAAUCAGAGGUUGAACAUCUGCAAACAAGAAACAUUGACUUGGAAAAACAUGUUAAGAAACUAUUUAACAAUAAAGAGGAAGUAAUAAGUCAAGUGGACAAUUUAGCCAGUAAGAAUGAAUAUCUGUGUAAAGAACUUGCUCAUGUUGACAAGCUAGCUGAACAGCUGGAAAAAGAAAAAGAAUUUGCAUUGGACAGUGCUGAAAAGGAUCUUGCUGAAGCAAAGUCUCAAAUUAAAUGCCAACAAAAUACUAUACGGAAAUUGGAACAUACAAUCAACGUUCUUAGAUCUGCUGCUUUAGAUACUGAAGAAUCAGAAGAGUGCUGUCUCUCAAGGCUUGACAAAUCUAUAAAGACAGUGGAGAACAGAGAUUAUUAUAAAUCCGAAGCUGAGAAUUUGAAGAAGAUGCUUCGAAAUACAUCUUCAAGUCCUAAGCGCAGCCCCUGUCAUGCUGUUUCAAAGGGUUCCUCCCCCAUUCAGGGAAGUAGCUCAGAUCCAGAAUUUCUGAAUGUCUUGAGAGAACGUGAAGAACUUAAGUGUAUGCUGGAAAAAUAUGAACGUCAUAUGGCAGAAAUUCAGGGUAAUAUCAAGGUUCUCACAAAAGAAAGAGACAAAAUCAUCUUUCUUUAUGAACAGGCACAGGAAGAAAUAAGUCGGCUGAGAAAAGAAGCUAUCAAAAUGCCCAGGGCUUCUAAAAAUGCAGUGACUGUUCAAGCUGUCUUAAGGCGUGUGGAGACAGAAAGGGAUGCCGCUAUUUCUGAUUUCCGAAGGAUGUCCACAGAACGUGAUAGUUUGAGAGAGAGGUUAAAGAUUGCUCAGGACACUGCAUUUAAUGAGAAAGCUCACCUGGAACAGAGAAUUGAAGAACUGGAGUCAAAUGUUCAAAGUCUUGACAAUGAACGGUUAGAACAAAUAUCAAAGAUGUCUUUGAUGAAGGAGACGAUAGAGUCCAUAGAAACAGAAAUGAAAAUAUUGGCAAGAAGGGCAAUGGAUUCAGAAACUGAACUAAACAGACAAAAAGCAACAAAUGCUUCACUGAGUCUACUGAAUGAAAAAAUAGAACAUAGUCUUUCAGAAGCUGAACGACAACUUGCAAAGAAAAAAUAUGAAUUACAACUCACUCAGGAGAAAAUUAUGUGUCUGGAUGAAAACACUGAAAACCUUUCAAAACAAAACAUCAUUCAACAAGAAGAAAUUUGUACGCUUAAUGAAACAAUAGCUGAACUGGAUACAGAAAAGGAAUCUUUACGCAACCUUCUAGAUGAAAAAACAGAGAAAAUUGCCACCCUUGAAGACAGCUUAGACAUUAAAGAAAAGACCCUUUUCGAUCUGAAGAGCAUACUUUCUGAUAUGGAGCAUUCAUCAAUGCAUUCAGCUGAAGCACUCCGCAUAUGUGAACAAGAUAUUACCAGGUUACAUCAUAUGUUGGAUGAUGCUAAUACUGAGCUUACUCAGACUGGCAAGUGUAGAGAAUCAUUAGCUUUGGAGAAUGAGAGGUUACAGGAACAACUUUAUGACAGUAAGCAAGAGAAUCAGAUCCUGCUUCAAAAACUUGCUGACUCUCAAAAUGAACUUGAUAAUAUGAAGUUGAAAAUUGAUGAUUUACAUACAGACAUUGCAAGACUAAAGAACAUACUGAAUUCUAAAGAAAAAGAUAAUCGAGACCUUUUGGAGAACUACCAUAGGGCCAGUGAACAUGUAGAAAAAUGGGAAUCAAAAUUCCAUCAAAUAGAAGCAGAUUGUAACUCUGUCCGACUAGAACUUCUCAAUGUAGAGUCUGAGAGCCACAGGCUGAAAGAACGAACCGAGUCCCUUGAAACAGAGAUUGGACAACAUUUAGCAACAGAAAAAGCCUACAAGUCACAGAUUGCUACUUUAGGCAAGUCUCUUGUAAAAAUGGAAGAAGAGCUUCAUAAAGUCCAGCUGGAGAAAGUUUCUUUACUUUCAGAUUUGACAUCUACACGGGAACUGUGCAUUAAAUUGGACACUAACAAAGAAUUAUUAACUCGUCAACUAACCAGCUCAACACAGGAAAUAGAACGUCUGCAGAAUGAAUGGGAAUCAUCUCACUCAGAAAGAGAGCUCCUUAGAAAACAACUCACUAAUGAAAGAAUCUCAAUAAAAAACCUGGAGACAUUGUUAGCAUCCAAUCGAGAAAAGGAAUUUCAAUCUCAGAUGAUAAACCAGGAAAAAGAAUCUGAGAUUCAGCUUCUUAAAGAGCAGCUUUCUAUGGCUGAAAACAAAAUUGCUAUUCAUAGUAGAGACUUUUCGCAACUCAGAAAUACAAUAACUCAGCUGGAAUCUGAGUUAGAUAUCACCAAAAGACAGUUGGGCACAGAACGCUUUGAAAGGCAACGUGCAGUUCAAGAACUUCGUUGUCAGAGUCUUACAGCUUCAUACCAUUUAACUUCUACAAUAAGGCCACCAUCACCUGAACGUUCCCACCACCGUUCUCCUGACAGGAAUUUAGACAGAUCUUUGGAAGGGAAAUGCAUUUCGAAGGACUUCUAAUUGAGGAAGAUAUGGGAAAUCCUGAAAUCUAUUAGAAAAAUACAGGUGCUAAAUUAACUUCAGGGUUUAUUAAAACAAUUGCUUUAAUCCAAGAGAUGCUGGAUAAUGUUCAAAACAUUAACUGAAGAAAACCCAAAUAUUUUAUUUAGGCCACAUGAAUAAAAGGUGUUUUGAUAUUUUAUAUAACUAAAUAUCCAUUAUUAAAGUAUCCAAUGGAAAAGAAAACGUGAUUGAGUGAGAAUUGUUAAAGAAAGCUAUUACUGUCUUUGUAAAGAGGAAAAUGGUAAAUGAUUAAAUAGUUUGUCCUUAUUUCUUUAUCCAUCUGUUAUAACUUAGUUGUGUUAGUUAUGAAGAAACUUGAAAAGACGCACAUCCUCUUUAAGAUGAUGGAUAUUAUUUUGGUACAUACUGAAUUUUGAAUAAAAAUCUGAAGCUAAAGAGAAAAAUUCAAUUUCAAAGUAAAAAAACCAGUAAGGUUUCUGUGGACAUACAAGUAUCAGGUUGUUAUACCAUAUAUGCAUGUGCAGUAAUAUUUCUCUGACCCUGCAGUUGUAUAAUCAAUUCUAAGCAUGUACUUGCUGAUACAGCAAGUCUAUAUCAGGUAACUGGGCAAUAUAUUUCAGUAAUGAAGUUAAGUAUUUUGUAAUGUAGUGACAUUUGCAAAUAUGAACACCUGUUCUUUAUAUAUUUUCAAAGACACACAUUUACAAGUAAAACAUAGCCGUAUCAUGUACUUCUUAGAUUCACACAUUGUACAUUUUAUUAAAUUGUUUUUGUCCCUUAUCAAUCAAAAUAUGGAUUUAACUGAUUAAAACCUCUUUAUUAUUUGUACACAGAUAUAACAGGGUUAUUACUUUAAAACAGCUCAUUUUUAAUUAAAUUUGUUUUAAAUAAAGAGUCUGUCAAUGGA